Morone saxatilis (striped sea-bass) is the source of this 1787-nucleotide messenger RNA. Its product is annotated as brain and acute leukemia cytoplasmic protein. The transcript has 3 exons. NCBI's taxonomy places the organism in Eukaryota, Metazoa, Chordata, Actinopteri, Moronidae. The record is from RefSeq and is a predicted model, not a curated record. The coding region runs from base 163 to 552 and encodes 129 amino acids. Gene Ontology annotation, cellular component: cytoplasm.
CAGCAUCACCCUCCAGCAGCAGCAGCAGCAGCAGCAGCAGAGACUGAUGAUGGGAACGGAAACACGGAUGGAGCUGCAGUAGAGAUCCGGAGAGGAGGAUGCUGCGGCGGUUGUGAGGCAGCCCGAGCCGUGUUUAGCCCGUGUCAGCUGCACCUGCCGUGGAUGAUUUUCCCGAUGGGUUGUGGAGGGAGUCGGGCGGACGCGAUCAUCGAGCCGAGGUACCAUGAGAGCUGGACCAGAGAAACGGAAUCGACGUGGCUUACCAACACGGACGUAGAGACCUCUUUACCAGUAGCCACCAGUAAAGCUCUGGAGGCCAGCCUGAGGGAGAAGAGGAUGGUGACCACAGGCACCCAGUGUGGGAAGCAGGCCCUCACAUCCACUGGCUCCAACCACCAGAGGAGACCCAGACGCUCCCUGACUGAUCAGACUACUCGCGACUCCAAAAGAAGGGCAUCAAAGGAGGCCGGCGCUCUGUCUAAGGAUGGGCAGCCUGUCAGCAUCAACAGCAGUGAAGACGCCGAACCUGGGAACGCGUGCGAUGAAAGAUGAAGACAAGCCAAGACUCUGUGAGGAGGAAGAUGGCCUGAGCUGUGAACGGUUCACCAAGAGGAUGGGGAUGGUGAUUUUGCAUAAAGUGUGUGGAUGAUGUGUCUGCGAGUGACUUUUUUGCAAGGUCUCGGCCGUCGAUCUCAGCGAUUUACAACAUAAGCACCUGCGUAUGUCUCCAUCCAAAGAUCUCGGGAUGCUGCAUCUUUGUCGUGCCAUUGCAAAUGCAUGCGUGAAGCAGAGAGUGGGUCACUAACACGUGUUCACGCUCUCCACCAUGCUUUUCUCCCAUGCUUAUGGUGCCGGUCAGGGAUUGUGUCACUGUGUUAAGCCAUUUUUAAGACAAAACGAGAACAGACCGUCCCAUAUGCACAUGAUAAUCACAAUCUGCACAUCAAAUGUUUUUUCUGUGUGGGGCCUUCCUAAAGAAUCUGCUUCAGUUCUUUGUGCAAGUAUAUUCCUUUUGUUGUGAAUGAGAAACAAUAGAGUGGGAACCAAUGAUGAUGCUGUUUAACCUCAAGUCAAUGCUGUAAAUGAUUUUAAGAAGACCCUGAAGUGCUGUUUAGAAACUGAGAUUUUGGAGGUUUGAAGCUUAAAGGCGAAGGACUGUCUUUUCCAGCCUUUGCUGAUAGAUAAAGAAACAAACACACCCGCAUGUGCCUACAACUCAUCUUGAUCUGAACUGCUCCUGUUUUUAUUUGUUAUUUUUUACUUUGUUCAGUAUUAUUAUAUCUCCUCCAGUUCUCUUACAUCUUCUUUUAUGUUAUAUGAUGUUACCCUUUAUUAUGAUGUGUCAUUUGUGUGGCUUAAGACUGAUCUGCAUGUGUAAAUCAGUCUUAAACUGAUUCAGCUUUGGUGACCAAAUCUCCGGCUAAAUAUAAUCACAAGCAAGCUGUCUGAAAUAAAACAUUUAUCCUAUCUGGUACACAUGAACAUAGAAAGAACUGCACUAAGAAAUACAUUCAGGGGAUAAAUGCGGAUGAUGAGUUGGGGUAUUGAACUAUUUGAAGACAUUAGCUAUUGGCUAUUUUAAGAAAACCAUUCAUUUAACUUGCUGGACAGUAAUUAGAAGGCAAUCUAUAUUAAAUUCAGAGUCGGACCAUUUAAUGCUUGUGAUAACGUGUUGCUUGUCAAAUGUGUACAGGCCAACUUUUGUGAUGGAAAACAUCAUUUUAACAUACAAGAUCUGCCACGUUUUCUUUCUUGUUUGAAUUAAAAUUGUUGUCAGCUUCUUAAGU